Schizosaccharomyces japonicus yFS275 is the source of this 1221-nucleotide messenger RNA. Its product is annotated as inducer-sexual development Sds23/Moc1. Gene Ontology annotation, cellular component: cytoplasm; nucleus; cytosol. The record is from RefSeq and is a predicted model, not a curated record. Bases 1 to 1221 code for a protein of 406 amino acids. The transcript is spliced from 3 exons. NCBI's taxonomy places the organism in Eukaryota, Fungi, Ascomycota, Schizosaccharomycetes, Schizosaccharomycetales, Schizosaccharomycetaceae. Gene Ontology annotation, molecular function: protein serine/threonine phosphatase inhibitor activity. Gene Ontology annotation, biological process: positive regulation of conjugation with cellular fusion; positive regulation of mitotic metaphase/anaphase transition; regulation of mitotic cytokinesis, division site positioning.
AUGCCACAUUCCAACCUGACACCGGAGCCCACGGACACCCGCAGACAGUCUUUCGGCAUGGCUUCUGUAUCCGAAUUCCUCGCUCAAUGCCCUCCCCCAACGAAUCUCCCCUCCAACAAGUGGCAAGAUAUUCCUAUUAGAUUCUUGUUCGACAAGGAUGUUGCGAUUGUCGAUCCGGACACGCCCAUAGAGGAAGCUAGCGCCCUCCUCAUUGACAAUGAUCUUAGUUCCAUUCCCAUUCGUGCCGCUAAGGGCAGCGAUGAUAUUGCCCGUGUUUUUGACUAUUCCGAUCUUACUGCUUUUUUGCUGCUUGUUUUGCACAUUGAUGACGCUAAGGAAGCCACUGACGCUUACAGAAAACUGAGCCAAGAGGUCCAAAACGGAACCCCAAUUACAGCUUACCAGGUGGCAGAGCUGGGUAAAAAUAAGGAUCCCUUUAUGACGGUUCCUGCCACUAGCACCCUUGGUGAUCUCGCAGAAAUCCUCGCUACCGGCAUCCGUCGUGUUGCUGUUGUUGACGAAAACCGCAAGAUCCUCAGCAUUGCCUCUCAGCGGCAGCUCAUUCGCUUCCUGUGGACGAACGUCCGUGCGUUCCCCGCUCUGGAACCUCUUAUGAGUCGUACUAUCCAUUCUCUCGACAUUGGCAGCUCUGACUUUAUCUGCAUCAAUGGAGACAAAAAGGUGAUCUCUGCUUUCCGUCAAAUGCACGAGACCGGUAUCGGUUCUUUAGCCGUGGUGGACUCGCAGUACCGACUCUUGGGUAACAUCUCGCUGGUCGAUGUUAAGUACGUAACUCGUUCCUCCUCCAUCUACCUGCUCAAUCGUACUUGCGGCCACUUUCUGAGUGUUAUUAAAAGCGAACAAGGCAUCCGUGCUGGAAAGGACAGUGCCCCCGCAUUCAAUGUUUACGAAUCAUCUACCUUUGCGUUUACGAUGGCUAAGGUUGUGGCUACGCAAUGUCAUCGGUUGUGGCUUGUGCAAUCGCCUUCCUGCCCUCCCUCGCCGAAAAGCAGCAACUCUCACUUGAUGCCUGGUUCGAAUGCUGGUCUCAAGGUGAACCAGUUGCUUGGCAUGAUUAGUCUUACGGAUAUGAUUUAUGUCAUUCUUGCGCAAACUAAGGGCACUCUUCCUCAACCUACAGCCAGAAUUGGACGCCGUGGCAGUACGAGCAGUGGUCGUAGCCAUAGCAAAGUCAGUAUGGACUCCUCGUACCGUCGUUAG